AGGGUCCCUGCUGGCCGGCUAUAUAUCCACCUGCAGCGCUGGAUUGCGGGAAAAGGGCAGCGGAGCUGGGGAGGCUCCCAGCCAGCCAUGGAUCCCCUGGGAGCCGUCAGCCUGUUCUUAGUCAUCUGCCUUUCCUGCCUCCUGCUCCUCUCCACCUGGCGGCAAAUGCAGGGCCGGGGGGAAAUGCCCCCGGGGCCCACCCCGCUGCCCCUCCUCGGGAACCUGCUGCAGGUCAACUUCAGCAACAUGCGCAAGUCGCUCAUGAUGAUCAGCGAGCGCUAUGGCCCCGUCUACACCCUCCACCUGGGCCCCCGGCGGGUGGUGGUGCUCUGUGGCUACCAGGUGGUGAAGGAGGCCCUGCUGGACCAGGCCGAGGACUUCGGCGGGCGCGGGAAACAAGCCACCUUCGACUGGAUCUUCCGUGGCUACGGAGUGGCCUUCAGCAACGGGGAGAGAGCGAAGCAGCUGCGCCGAUUCUCCAUCACCACGCUGAGGAACUUCGGGGUGGGGAAGCGAGGCAUCGAGGAGCGGAUCCUGGAGGAGACUCGUUUCCUGCUGGAAGCCUUGCGGGGCACGAAAGCUUUGCCCUUUGACCCCACCUACUUCCUGAGCCGCACGGUGUCCAACGUCAUCAGCUCCGUGGUCUUCGGGGACCGGUUCGACUACGAGGACAAGGAGUUCCUCUCCCUGCUCUACAUGAUCACCGAGAGCUUCCGCUUCACCGCCACGGCCUGGGGGCAGCUCUAUGAGAUGUUCUCGGACACCAUGCGCUACCUGCCCGGCCCCCAGCACGAAGCGUUCAAGCAGCUGGCAGGGCUGAAAAAAUUCAUCGAGAGGAAGGUGAAGGCGAACCAGGAGACCCUGGACCCCAGCGCUCCUCGGGAUUUCAUCGACUGCUUCCUGGUCAAAAUGCAGCAGGAAAAGCAAAAUCCUUCCUCUGAGUUUUCCCUCAAGAACAUUGUUCUGACGGCGCUCUCUGUGUUCUUUGCUGGGACAGAGACCGUCAGCACCACUCUGCGCUACGGUUUCCUCCUCCUGCUGAAACACCCGGAGAUCGAAGAAAGGAUCCACGAGGAGAUUGACCGGGUGAUUGGGCGGAACCGCGCCCCGAACAUGGAGGACCGGAGCCAGAUGCCCUACACCAACGCCGUCAUCCACGAGUUCCAGAGGUUCUGUGACAUCAUCCCCAUGGGCCUGGCACGCCGGGUGACCAGGGACACCCAGUUCCGGGGAUACACUAUUCCCAAGGAGACGGAGGUGUACCCGGUGCUGGGAUCCGUGCUCUAUGACCCCACGCAAUUCAGCAGCCCCGACACCUUCGAUCCCAGCCAUUUCCUGGAUGGGAACGGCCAGUUUAAGAAGAGUGACGCCUUCGUGCCCUUCUCAAUAGGGAAAAGGUAUUGUUUCGGGGAGAUGCUGGCGCGCAUGGAACUCUUCCUCUUCCUCACCAGCAUCCUGCAGAACUUCCGCUUCCGCUCUCCCGUGGAGCCCAGAGACAUCGACAUCUCUCCGAAGCUGGUCGGGUUCGCCACCCUGCCCCGCAGCUACGAGAUCUGCCUGGUCCCGCGCUAGCCGCCCCCUGGAAACAGACGGGACUUCUCGGGGCAGCCUGGGGGAGGGAGGGAAAGGGCCAAAUCUGGGGAUGAGGAAGGAAAGACCCAGCCAUGUAUCAUGUUGAGAACUGGGCCCAUCAGGAGAAGGAGCCAAGAGGAUGAAUCUCCUGGGGGAAUCUGGCUGCUCUUUUCCAACUGCACAAGGGAAUGAGAUCUCCCCUAACGAGACACUGUCUAGGAGGGUACAUCUACACAAUACUCCUAACUCAACCUAUAGUAGGCCGACUUACAGCCAUGGUCAUGUCCACCCUACCCUCACCAGGGACGCUUCCCCCUGCCUAAGAGGGGCAGUGGGUGGGGGGGCUGAGAGCCCGGUCUCUCCGCUCUGCUGGCAGCUCCCUGCCAGGAGCCCAGCUUCCCCACAGGCUCCCCAUGGGCUGUUCCCCUGCUCUGCUCCCCAUGCCCCGUCGGGAGCAGGAGCAAGCCUCCCAGGGCUUCUCGGCCUCCCCCAGCCCACUCCCCGCCGGGAGCCAGGCAGCCUUGUCCAUUUCACAGCUCACAAGCUGCCCGGCUCCCGCAGGGGCCGCUCAGGCUGCUCACCCCGGCUCCCAGCUGGAAGCAGCGUCCAGCACCCAGCUCUGCAGAGGAGCGUGGUUGGAGGGGAGGGACCUUCUUGUCAAUUUCACUGCUCCUGCCAUGAACUUGACAAGACAGCUGAUGUAAGGGAUGCGGUGUCUGUGGGCGUAGGAGGGCACUUACAUCUGUGGGACCAGGCUGUAGUGUGGACACUGACAUAAUGAGAUCGACAUAAGCUGCCUUAUGUUGACCUAACGGUGUGGGGUAGACCAGGGCUCAGUCUCUCUCACACACACACACACACACACACACUCUCUUGUGAUUACAAUUCCAUUCCAAGCAUCUUGCAGAUUGUGUGAAACUUCGGGGAUCUUUCGAUUUUGUGAAGAUUGGGUGGGGGGGAUGUAUUUACAAACAGGUGGAAUUUCAGGGCAAACAAAUCUGUUGCCAGCCAAAUUUCAAAAUUCACAGUAUCUUUCCAAAGUCCAAUUUUGGGGCUUAUCAUUUCAGGCUCUUUCAGGAGGGAUGGGGGAAAUGAGUUGUGUUGAAGUCCCACAGCUUUUAUGGUGAAUUUGGAGGUGAAUCUUUGUGCUAGGCCCCAAACUCGACAGCUUCCCUUUUAAACAGAAACCUUUUCCCAGAGCUGUAUCAUCCGAUUGGCAUAUGGCUUCAGAUGGGGCAACGAUCAUUCACGUGCGGGUGACAGGACUUGGGCUUGCUCUCUGCACCGGGAUGAAUCUGACCAUGCUGCUGUCUCUCACUGGAGUGUGCGUCCAUCACUCAGUCACUGUCAGGGCAACUUCCACUGGUCA
This is a messenger RNA of Dermochelys coriacea (leatherback sea turtle), 2941 nucleotides long. RefSeq names its product cytochrome P450 2A13-like. The transcript has 9 exons. Gene Ontology annotation, molecular function: oxidoreductase activity, acting on paired donors, with incorporation or reduction of molecular oxygen, reduced flavin or flavoprotein as one donor, and incorporation of one atom of oxygen; heme binding; iron ion binding. NCBI's taxonomy places the organism in Eukaryota, Metazoa, Chordata, Testudines, Dermochelyidae. Gene Ontology annotation, cellular component: cytoplasm; intracellular membrane-bounded organelle. Gene Ontology annotation, biological process: xenobiotic metabolic process. The record is from RefSeq and is a predicted model, not a curated record. Bases 88 to 1572 code for a protein of 494 amino acids.